Messenger RNA from Lucilia sericata (common green bottle fly), 4363 nucleotides. RefSeq names its product probable multidrug resistance-associated protein lethal(2)03659. Gene Ontology annotation, molecular function: ATP hydrolysis activity; ATP binding; ABC-type transporter activity. Gene Ontology annotation, cellular component: membrane. NCBI's taxonomy places the organism in Eukaryota, Metazoa, Arthropoda, Insecta, Diptera, Calliphoridae. The transcript is spliced from 7 exons. The record is from RefSeq and is a predicted model, not a curated record. The coding region runs from base 116 to 4246 and encodes 1376 amino acids. Gene Ontology annotation, biological process: transmembrane transport.
AAAAAUAUAUUUUUAUAUUUAUUUAUCUGUGGAAUAUUCCCAUAAAAAAAUUUAUUAUUCAAUACAAAUUCCUGUGCAUUAGAGAGUCAACACACCCUCCCUUGGCUACUACAUAAUGAAUCGUUCAAGAAAAAAAGUUAUACGUCCCCAGAAUCCAUAUUCAAAAGCGAAUAUAUUUUCACGCAUGAGUUUCUGGUGGACCACCGAUCUCUUUCGUUUGGGCUGGAAAAAAUCACUUGAUGAAACUGAUUUAUACGAAAUACCCCGUGAUUUAGACUGUGAAGAUGGCACUGAAUAUGUGGGGGCACUGUGGGAAGAGGAGAAGAGGACAAAGAAAAAUCCCAAUAUAGUACGUGUGAUAUGUAAAGCUUAUGGAAAACGUUUCCUGCCAGUAGGAUUUUUCUGUGCUCUAUUAGAGACAACAGCAAAAUGCUUGCAACCUUUAUUUUUGGGUGGUUUGGUAUCCUUCUUUGCCGCCGGCCAGUCCACUGUAAGUGAAAAUAUGGCCUUCAUAUAUGCCGGCGGUAUAGUCAUGAGUGCAUUCCUGUUGGUUUUGUGUGUGCAGCCGUAUUUGUUUUAUGCCUUUAAGACCAGUACGAGAAUACGUGUGGCCCUUUCGGGUUUGAUUUAUCGCAAAUGCUUGCAAAUCUCUAAGAAUUCCAGUGAUGAUGGUUUACGUGGUCGCGCCAUUAAUAUAUUGGCCAAUGAUUUGUCGGUGUUUGAUUCAGCUGUAUGUUUUAUUCACGAUUGGUGGAAGGGUCCCACGGAAUCCUUGAUUAUUGGUUAUCUUAUGUAUCGUGAAAUUGGCUGGGCUGCGGUAGUUGGUAUUUCCUUUUUGCUAGCCUUUAUCCCCCUGCAGGCCUGGGGAGCCAAAAAAGCUGCCGGUUAUAAACAAAAGACUGUGGAACGCACAGAUUGGCGUGUUAAGUUAAUGAAUGAAAUUAUUCAGGGUAUCCAAGUGAUUAAGAUGUAUGCCUGGGAAAAAUCAUUUGCUCGGGUUAUUAGUUUCGUAAGACGCAAGGAGGUGAAUGCCAUUAAGGGUUCUUCUUACAUUUAUGCCAGUUUAAAUUGUACCUAUAUGAUCUCACCGAUAUCCAUAUUUUUGGCCUUGAUCUCUUACAUCUAUUUUGGAGAUGUUUUGACGGCCAAGAAAAUUUUUACCAUAUCCUCCUUCUUUACCAUGCUUAAUGUCUCUAUGGUGAAAUAUUGGCCCAUGUCUUUGUUAUUUUUGGCUGAAUCUUGGAUUUCAAUUAAAAGAUGUAAUGAAUUUUUGUUGUACAAUGAGGACGAACCAAAGCAGGAACAGACAUUGUACCAUAAAAAUCUUCAAACACAUAAUGCCAAGGAAGAGAAAUCUGCUCAUGAGCUAUUGCUGCUCAAGGACAAGGAGACCAGUAAACGUGUGUUAAAUGAAGCGGCUAAAGUAAAAAGCGUAGAGCUGCGCAAUGUUAUGGCUACAUGGGAGACACAUGGUGCUGAGGGUAAUAUGUCUACUCCCGCUCUACAAAAUUUCACUACCACUUUUGAGGAGGAAACUUUGGCUGCUAUUGUGGGUCCCGUAGGAGCGGGUAAAUCUACUUUACUUAAUGCUAUAUUAGGAGAAGUGAAUAUAGAAUCGGGUGAAAUCCUCGUCAAUGGCAAGAUCUCUUAUUGCUCUCAAGAACCCUGGGUAUUUGAGGGCACUAUUAAGGAUAAUAUUAUAUUUGUGGAAGACUAUGAUGACAGACGUUAUAAACAGGUGCUGAAAGUUUGUGCUUUGGAACGUGAUGUUGAGUUAUGGCCCAAACGUGAUCAGACCGUGGUGGGUGAACGCGGUGUAAGUUUGAGUGGUGGACAAAGGGCAAGAGUAAACUUAGCCAGGGCUAUAUACCGCAAGGCAGAUAUCUAUCUACUCGAUGAUCCUCUAUCGGCUGUAGACACCCAUGUGGGAAAACAUAUAGUAGACUAUUGUAUCAAUCAAUUUCUGUACGAUAAAAUACGUAUAUUGGUUACACAUCAGCUGCAAUAUCUAAACGAUGUAGAACAUGUUAUUCUCAUGGAUGGCGGUAGUAUUGCAGCUCAGGGUAAUUAUCAGGAAUUGCAAAAUUCCAAAAAAUUCAAAUUUUUGGCUCAGUCACAAAAUGAAAAUGCUGAUGGUGAUAAUGGUGAUGAUAUGGAAUAUAUUGAUGAAGUAUCAGAAGAUGAAAUAAGUCUCAGGACCCAUAGAUCACGUUUAGCUUCGGAAAAUAGUACUGACUUUGAUUUACACGAUAUGGUGGUGGAUGAAAAGGAAGAAAUCGAAGAACUUAGUAAAGAGGCUCAGGCAGGUGGUUCGGUUAAGUUUGAUACCUAUUUGACUUACUUUAAGGCUUUGAAUAAUACUUGCUUUUUCAUCACGGUUACGGCUCUAUUCGUUUGCACCCGUUUUAUGCUGAACAGUAUGGAUUAUUUCCUAUCCAGAUGGGUCAUUUGGGAAGAACAAAUUGCUUUGGAACCCUUUAAAAAUACUACAGAUUUUGAGAUCAAUAAUGCCACAAUCUCUACUGCAAAUAAUGCUACAUAUCUACAGCUUAAUAAUGCCACAGAUUUUGUUUUUAAUAACUCUUCGGAAAGAACUGCUUACGAUAGUCAUACUGACGAGAGAUAUCAACUGGUUCUCAUGUAUUUGAUAAUAUUGAUGGCCACCAUUGUUGUUUAUAUUCUACGUACUUUUGGCUUUUAUCGCAUGUGUCUUCAGAUCUCAUUGCAUUUACAUGAUCUACUAUUUCGUGCCAUUACUCGCACCUCUAUGUUGUUUUUCAAUACAAACCCUUCGGGCCGUAUAUUGAAUCGUUUCUCGAAAGAUAUUCGUACACUGGAUGUAGAUGUACCACGUACUUUAAUUGAUUGCGCAUCGUUUAUAAUUGAUAUAUCCGGUGUCAUGAUCAUAGUGGCCAUUGUCAACUAUUGGCUGUUAAUACCCUCACUACUGAUCAUUUUGGGUCUGAUUACUUUAAGACAAAUUUUCGUUAACACCAGUCGUGAUAUUAAACGUUUAGAAUCUAUUUCCCGCAGUCCCAUAUAUUCCCUAACAAAUCAAACAUUCCAAGGUCUUACCACCAUCAGAGCUUUGCAGGGUGAGAGAGCUCUAGAAGCUAAAUUCUACGAACAUCAAAAUGCCAAUACAUCUGCUUGGUUUUUAUUCUUUUCCUCCAAUCGUGCCUUUGCUGCCUGGAUUGAUAUACUCUGCGUUUGUUAUAUAAGCAUAGUAACCUUUAGUUUCUUGGCUCUACGUUCCAGUUUCAAUAGUGGUGAUGUGGGUUUAGCCAUUCUACAAUCAUGUGCCUUGGUGGGCAUGUGCCAAUGGGGUAUGCGUCAAUCGGCUGAAUUGGAAAAUAAUAUGACAAGUGUGGAACGUGUUUUGGAAUACACAAAUCUCGAACCAGAACCACCCAUGGAAACUGCAGAGGAAUCAAAACCUCAAGGACCCUGGCCUAGUAAAGGACGCGUAGAGUUUGUCAACUUUAGUUUAAGAUACAAUCCCAAUGAUGAUUGUAUAUUGAAAAAUUUAAACUUUACCAUAGAACCUAAACAGAAGGUGGGUAUAGUAGGACGCACUGGAGCUGGUAAAUCUUCUAUAAUACAAUCGCUCUUCCGUUUGGCUUAUAAUGAGGGUAUUAUACGUAUCGAUGGUGUAGAUAUUGAAAGUAUAGGCCUAUACGAUUUAAGAAGCAAAAUUUCUAUAAUACCUCAAGAUCCAGUAUUAUUCUCGGGUACUUUACGUUAUAACUUAGAUCCCUUGCAAGAAUAUAACGAUGAGCAGAUGUGGCAAGCUUUGGAAGAUGUAGAGUUGAAAGAACAUGUUAAAAAAUCGAUGGGUGGUUUAGGUUGUGCCAUGUCCGAUGGUGGCUCUAACUUUAGUGUGGGUCAAAGACAAUUGGUUUGUUUGGCACGUGCCAUUUUAAGGCAAAAUAAAGUACUAAUUUUGGAUGAGGCUACCGCUAAUGUGGAUCCCAUUACCGAUGCCUUAAUCCAAACUACCAUACGCGAUAAAUUUGCCGAUUGUACGGUCUUAACAAUAGCCCAUCGUUUACACACCGUUAUGGAUAGUGAUCGUGUUCUUGUUAUGGAUGCUGGUCGUGCUGUUGAAUUCGAUCAUCCUUAUUUGUUGUUGCAAAAACCUAAUGGUUUCCUACGCAGUUUAGUAGAUGAUACUAGUUCAGAUGCUGCCGCUGCUUUAUUCCAAACGGCUCAGGAAAGUUACAAGUCAAAAGUACAAAGUGUAUAAAAUGACUUUUAGGUUAAAGAGGAGAAAAAAUCGAUGGACUUAAACUAAUUUAGGAAAUAAUUAUAUUAAUUAUUAAAUUUAAUUAAACUUGGACUUAGGUAUAUUUAUUGUUGUAUG